Messenger RNA from Ostreococcus lucimarinus CCE9901, 1220 nucleotides. RefSeq lists its product with no specific name. The record is from RefSeq and is a predicted model, not a curated record. The coding region runs from base 188 to 1201 and encodes 337 amino acids. The transcript has a single exon. NCBI's taxonomy places the organism in Eukaryota, Viridiplantae, Chlorophyta, Mamiellophyceae, Mamiellales, Bathycoccaceae. Gene Ontology annotation, cellular component: nucleus; cytoplasm.
CGCGCCUCGCGACGUCUCGCGCGUCGAUCCGACCGACGCGCGCGCGGACGGACGAAGAGCUCGGCGACGCGCGCGGCGCGGACGCACGACGAGCGCGGCGCGCGUCAUCGCGCGCGUCGCGCGCGCGCGCGGCGCGAGCGCGAGGGGCGCGCGCGACGGACGGCGACGCGCGGCGACGACGCGCGCGAUGACGAACGAGGCGAAGCGGACGAAGGCGCAGACGACGAUCGCGACGCACGACGGCGCGUUUCACUGCGACGAGGCGCUCGGGUGUCACCUGCUGCGAAGGACGCGCGCGUUCGCGGGCGCGGCGAUCGACCGCUCGCGAGACGGCGAGCGAUGGGCCAAGGCGGACGUCGUCAUCGACGUCGGCGCGGUGUACGACGCGGAGAAGAGGCUGUACGAUCAUCAUCAGCGGGAGUUCGCGGAGACGUUCGGACGGGGGUUCGGGACGAAGCUGUCGAGCGCGGGGUUGGUGUACAAGCACUACGGGGAGGAAAUCGUGCGCGAGGCGUUGACGCGAGCGAAGCGCGGCGAGGCGCCGGAUGAGAAGACGGUGGAGAAGAUUUACGUGAAGAUGUACGAAGAAUUCAUCGAGGGCGUGGACGCGAUCGAUAACGGGGUGAACAUGUACGAUACGGAUGCGAAGGCAAAGUACAAGGACAACACCGGGUUGUCGGCGCGCGUCAAGCGAUUGAAUCCGGCGUGGGACGAGCCCAAUUCGCCGGAAAAGCAAAUGGAACAGUUCGAAAAGGCGGUGGCGUUGACCGGGGGUGAGUUCGACGACGUGCUCGAGUACUACGCGAGUAAGUGGCUUCCCGCGCGCUCGCACGUGGAGAGCGCGCUCGACAAGGCGAAGAGCGUGCACGAGAGCGGCGAAAUUCUUUACCUCGAGACAUUUUGUCCGUGGAAAGAGCACCUUUACGAGCUCGAAGCCGAACGUCAGAUGACGACGUUGCCGAAGUUUGUGUUGUGGCAAGACCCCAAAGGUUUCCGCGUGAGCACGAUCUCCCUCUCGCCCUCGAGUUUUGAGUUUCGCAAAGGCUUGCCUACGGCGUGGCGCGGUCUUCGCGACGAUGACUUGAGCAAGGCGUCGGGGAUUCCGGGAUGCGUGUUCAUCCACGCCGCUGGAUUCAUCGGUGGCAACGCCACCUACGAUGGCGCGCUCGCCAUGGCCGUAGCGGGCUUACAGAUGGAUUAGAAGACAGACGAUUUUAGAG